CUGCAGACUCGAGCCGAUAAAAGCAGUGGCGACGCUCGGAGCUUCCCUUGUUCAGUGCCAGCCGUGAGGAGGAGAGGAUAGUGAGCUCCAGCCUGCCAAAAAACAGCCAAUAUGAGCAAGCCAGCCUACAAAAUCGCCGACAUCAACCUUGCUGACUUCGGUCGCAAGGAGAUCGUCAUGGCCGAGAAGGAGAUGCCUGGCCUGAUGAGUCUCCGCAAGAAGUACGGCACCACCAAGCCUCUGAAGGGAGCACGCAUCGCUGGCUGCCUGCACAUGACCAUCCAGACCGCAGUGCUCAUCGAGACUCUGAUUGAGCUUGGCGCCGAGGUUCAGUGGUCGUCCUGCAACAUCUUCAGCACCCAGGACCACGCCGCCGCUGCCAUCGCCAAGGCCGGCAUUCCCGUUUAUGCCUGGAAGGGCGAGACCGACGAGGAGUACAUCUGGUGCAUCGAUCAGACCAUCAUGUUCCCCGACGGCAAGCCCCUCAACAUGAUCCUGGACGAUGGUGGUGACCUGACCAACCUUGUGCACGAGAAAUACUCCAGCCUGCUGCCCGGCAUCAAGGGCAUCUCUGAGGAGACCACCACCGGCGUGCACAACCUCUACAAGAUGAUGCGUGAGGGCAAGCUCAAGGUUCCGGCAUUCAACGUCAACGAUUCUGUCACUAAGAGCAAAUUUGACAACCUGUACGGGUGCCGCGAGUCCCUGACCGACGGCAUCAAGCGUGCCACAGACAUCAUGCUGGCGGGCAAGACCUGCGUGGUGGCCGGCUACGGCGACGUGGGCAAGGGCUCAGCACAGUCCCUCCGCGCCUUUGGGUCCCGGGUGCUCAUCACAGAGAUUGACCCCAUCAAUGCCCUGCAGGCUGCCUGUGAGGGAUACCAGGUCACCACCAUGGAGGAUGCCAUCAAGCAGGGCGCCUCCAUCUUUGUCACCACCACCGGCUGCCGCGACAUCAUCACCGGCGAACACUUCAGCGCCAUGCGGGAUGACUCCAUCGUCUGCAACAUCGGUCACUUCGACAUUGAGAUUGAUGUCAAGUGGCUGGACGAGAACUGUGUGGAGAAGGUGAACAUCAAGCCUCAGGUGGACCGCUACCUCCUCAAGUCUGGCAACCACGUCAUCCUGCUGGCGGAGGGCCGGCUGGUGAACCUGGGCUGUGCCAUGGGCCACCCCUCCUUUGUCAUGUCCAACUCCUUUACCAACCAGGUCUUGGCACAGAUCGAGCUGUGGACCAAGCCCGGACAGUACCCUCUUGGCGUCCACUUCCUGCCCAAGAAGCUUGACGAGGAGGUGGCCUUCCUUCACCUGGAACACCUGGGCGUCAAGCUCACCAAACUCACCCCCGUUCAGUCCGAAUAUUUGAGUCUUCCCGCUGCCGGCCCAUACAAGCCAGACCACUACAGGUACUAAGUCUCCCUCACACACCAUCCAGAUAUAAGUUAUUCUGUUUUCUAUCUUAUGUUUAAGGUACACGACCAGUAAACGUAUCUCGACACUGUCUUGUUAAAUGGUUAAUAAAUAAUGACUUCUACA
This is a messenger RNA of Eriocheir sinensis (Chinese mitten crab), 1536 nucleotides long. It is a transcript of the gene Ahcy, whose product is annotated as adenosylhomocysteinase-like. Lineage: Eukaryota; Metazoa; Arthropoda; Malacostraca; Decapoda; Varunidae. Gene Ontology annotation, biological process: L-methionine cycle. Bases 112 to 1413 code for a protein of 433 amino acids. The record is from RefSeq and is a predicted model, not a curated record. Gene Ontology annotation, cellular component: cytosol. Gene Ontology annotation, molecular function: adenosylhomocysteinase activity. The transcript has 6 exons.